CAGGGUCCACUAAGUGAUCUGACCUGCUUCCUAUUUUGUCCUUUUGUAUGUCCUCUACAGCAGAAACCAUGAAUCUCGUGGACGACGCGCAUGACCUGCUUGAACCUACGGCGUCGGGGCCAGCGCCGGCCGACGCCAACGAGUCCACCAGCAGCGACAACAUCACCGAACUGCAGAGCGCCGUGCAUCGCGACGAGUCGCUGGCGCUCAUCGAACUCGCCGUGCUCACCUUCAUUUUUGCGCUCACCGUGGUCGGAAACUUGUGCGUUCUGGUGGCCCUAAAUGCGCGCCGCUCCAAGAUGACGCGCAUGUACUACUUCCUGGUGCACCUGUGCGUCUCGGACCUUACCACCGCCUUCUUCACGGUGCUGCCUCAGCUCGGCUGGGACGCCACGUACCGUUUCCGGGGCGGGAACUUCUUCUGCAAGUGCGUCAAGUACGGCCAGAUUCUGGGCCCUUAUCUCUCCUCGUACGUGCUCGUGGUGACGGCCGUGGAUCGGUACCAGGCCAUCUGUUUCCCGCUAUCCAACUGCUCCUGGACGCCGACCAAGUCUAAGCUCCUGGUGUCGCUAGCCUGGGCCGUGUCACUGCUCUGCUGCGUGCCUCAGCUAUUCGUCUUCAGCUACCAGGAGGUGGCGCCGGGUGUGUACGACUGUUGGGGCACCUACAUCGAGCCAUGGGGCCUGCGCGCCUACGUCACGUGGUACGCCCUGAGUGUCUUCUUCAUCCCCCUGUUGGUGCUUGUCUUCACGUACGUCUGCAUCUGCCGCGCCAUCUGGCAGAACCUGUACCUUAAGCGAAAGAGCUCGGAUGUCGAAGGACGCGGCAAAGCGUACCGCUUCAAGAGCCCGCAGGGGGGCGCCGCGGCCGACACCAACUCGUCUUUGCACAUGCGGGGCCCCCUGGUGCCUCGCAGUCACUCGUCAGCCCGAGGCCUAUCCAGGGCCAAGAUAAAAACGGUGAAGAUUACCGUGGUGGUGAUCAGCUUCUACAUCAUCUGCUCGUCGCCCUUCAUCUGCGUCCAGAUGUGGAUGUACUGGGGCACGGGCCUCGACAUGAGCGACGCCUGGACAAAUGCUACGGUGACCAUCCUGAUGCUGCUAAACAGCCUCAACAGCUGUGUCAACCCGUGGAUCUACCUGUUCUUCAACCGGAACCUGGUGCAGGCACUGAGGCAGCAGGUGUGCUGCUGCUGCUGCUGCCGCCAGGACAGGACGGUCGACGGAUCGAACCCACGUGGCGCGGGUGUACUCCUCCCUGAAAUGACAACCCAGGGCACCGACAUCAACAUCAGCCGCCAGAGCUCGCCGGUCUGCUCGACAGCGCGCAAGACCUUCGACAGCAUCGACAUGGGCGUCCGAAGGCACACCUAGUGGCGCGCCAACGGCGAUGCCGCCGCGCGCACAGAACGGGGUGCACGCACGCGGACGUCGCCGUCUUGCGCAAUACCGAUGCUGGAUCUGCACGUGACCACCUGCGCUCAGACCGAGCGAGGGAGUUGAGCUCACUGCGCUGACCUUUCAGCCGCCCUGGCAGGACACGUGACUCGAACAGCUUGCCUGCUGGGCCCGUGACCUGCGUGCUCAAGUAAUAGAGAGAGAACAUUGCGGCUGGAGAUUUGAGUGACACCGUUUCAAGUGACGUGCAUUGAGUGCUGUCAAGAAUUUUGAGACCUUAGCACCGGCUGUCACCAAUGAAGAAACCAAUCAGCGUGCUGCUUAGCACGUGUCCUUGAAUUUCCCGGCAUCAUCUGACUACGUUAUCCGAGAUGUGUGUAUUGCCUACCUUUUUCCUCGUCAUCGUUUUUCUUAUUACCCUCUCUACCGAUGUGACGUCUUGUGAUGACAUUUGUUCCAAGCUAGGCAUGUAGGAGAGGAGACCGAGAAAAGUACCUUAAGAAAAAGAAGCCAAGUUCCUGCGGACGCAGUGUGACAGAGAUUAAGUUUAAGCCGGUCAGCCAUAAAGCGCACCGGCAAUAACAGUAGUGGGGCGCAAUCUUCGAAUUAUGUCGCAAAAGUUCCACAGAAUCAGGUGAUCAAGGAUAUUGGGGAUUGCUGAGCCAGCCUUUACAAGCAAAGGUGGUAAUGGCCCGGGGUGUUCCACGUUACCGCUGUGAGUGCGACUCGCGUGAGGUGAAGUGUCAGCAUCGCAAUGCCACAAAAACAACGUAAGCGCCAGCAGCAACGAAGCAGACCUACCGCUACAAAAGCCUUCGUGUGUAAUCAAUGGAUCUCACCUGUAGAUUGGGACUCCUUUCCGAUGGAUUCGCAUCAGGCGUUCGCUCUUCAAUGAACCAACGAUGCAACCUCCUGAUGUCCAUGUUCAUCAGGUUGUGUGCUUAGCUGUGGUACAGUAUAAUGCUCACGCCAUCUGUGUUUACAGGAGUGCAACAGGGCGUAGCUGUGAUCAACCAAAGCCGUUUAGAUGGGCUAUAAAGCAGAAGGGGCAGAUCAGUUUCCUUUUUUUUCCUAGAAAGGAAUACUGUCCUUUGGAUACCGUACCUUUUAUUUCACAUUCCGCGGAUAAACAUUUCACGGGAUUCUAAGCUCUUGUGCGUGUGUGUGUGUGCGUGCGUAUACCAAGGCACUGCGAUCAAACUCUCCGAGAACUGCUGCACAUCGUUCUUUAAUUUUCUGUGUGAGGUCGUGUGGGUGUAACAUAGUUGUUGCUUACAUGCUCACACUUGUUUGUACGUGCGUGCAAUUGUAUCUGUGUUUUCACGCAAGUGUGUGUGUUUUAUGAGUGUAUGUUUGUGGCGCUAAAAAAUCAAUCUUCACUUGUGAGCUGUGACUUGAUUUGGAUCCCUCGCUGGAUGGCGACCGGACGUAACGCCCGGAUGUUUGGACUAACAACGUUACUUCAUUUGGCCUGCAAAACUUUGUUAGGCCGUGCGUGCUUUGAAUGGUCAUCGUAUUGACUUGCAGCUUCGACGUGUUGACGUGGCUUUCCAGUUCCCUCGUUUCCUUUCCUGCUCAAGUCAACACGAAUACUUACAAGGACUGUUUCAGCUGUUUGUGCUUCGUUUGUGCAAGAAGUGCUAUUUUGUUAUUUUCUUCACGCGUGGAGGGAGGUUUUCGAGGAGGAUGCUGUAUGUAUACAAGACAAAGUCAAGUACUCUUUCUAAGUUUUCGUUUCUACAAGUCAUAGUCGGGUGCUUUUUUAUACUUCACUCGACACAACUUUUUAUGGUUUCAGUGCGUCGAAUUGAAAUUAAAACGUCCAACAUGUUGUAUAAAUACAUUUGCAGUUUCAUUUGUCAUCAAGUAUCUAUCAAAGAGAGUAAAAAUAAAGUAUUGUUCCGUGCA
This is a messenger RNA of Dermacentor albipictus, 3305 nucleotides long. RefSeq names its product oxytocin receptor-like. Gene Ontology annotation, cellular component: plasma membrane. Lineage: Eukaryota; Metazoa; Arthropoda; Arachnida; Ixodida; Ixodidae. Gene Ontology annotation, molecular function: peptide binding; vasopressin receptor activity. The record is from RefSeq and is a predicted model, not a curated record. Gene Ontology annotation, biological process: cellular response to hormone stimulus; G protein-coupled receptor signaling pathway.